AAUAUAAAUACAUUAAUGUAGCUAUAUUACUCAUCUAUAAUUGAUCAAGUACAAAAUUCUGGAGUAAUUUUGGUGAAAGUAGGGUAUUCGGCCUUGGUUCAGGAACCAAUCCCCCAUUUAUAACAUUGUUUCUUUUGAGAAAAUUGGUUCCAAGUUACGUUUGGACUUAAGAUGCAGUUUGCAGGAACCAAUUGUGUCGUAAGUCUGAGGACUGCCUGUAUCAAAAUUAGGGGUUUCCUUCAAAAGUCAUCCCAUCAGCAACUCCAGGAACUUCAAGUUAUAGUUAGCAGUCUCCUAUCUGUAGAGAACAAGGAUGGUUUCAUAGUUAGGGCACUAGAGCAGAAUUUGAGAGACCAAGAUUUCUGCCCUGCUGUGGCUUUUCUCUGUGACCUUAGGUAAAGUCUCAUUGUGCCUCAGUUCCCCAUCUGUAAAACAGGGAUAGUAUUUUUCCUUUCCUAUUUCACAAGUAUAAUUGUACUGAAAGACUUUGUGAGGUUAAGAAAUGUACAUUACCCCUGUUGUCAUAGUAUCUAAGAUGCAUAGAUGUAUGUAAACCUUGUCUGGCAAUAACAAACUGUUACCAUCCAGCCCAGCCUGGUAACCAGGCAAGAUCCCAGUCUGAAACUGCCCAGUCAUGCAGGAAAGCUGUGUUCUGUGUAGUGCCGUUGCUAGGACAUGCUCAACCUUUUUUUGAGGGUCCGGACCUAACAUAUCCAUUUUGAGGAAAAAUGAAACACGUCCAAGAUUCCUGAAUAAUAAGAAUGGGUCCAGAUGUACCACUACUAAAUGAUUACAAGCAGGAGUUCUUCUUGAAGCGCUUUCCACAGACUGUCCUGGGAGGUCCCCGAUUUAAAUUAGGCUAUUGUGCCCCUCCUUACAUAUAUGUGAAUCAGAUUGUUCUUUUCCUAACACCAUGGGUUUUGGGAGGAGUAGGAACACUUUUGUACCAGUUAGAUAUUAUGAAAGACUAUUACACUGCAGCACUUUCAGGAGGACUGAUGCUUGUUACAGCACUUAUUCUCCAGUUGACAAAUCUGCAUGCAAGACAGAGAACGGUGACGGUAGAAAGAAUGCAGGUUCCAAAUACCCUAACAGAUGAAGACGAGUAUGAAUUUUCUAGCUGUUUAGGUUCAGAGACAGUAAAAUUUAUUAUUCCAGGCAAGAAGUAUAUAGUGAACACUGUUUUUCAUUCCUUUGUUGCUGGGGUCAUGUGUGGUUUGGGCACUUGGUAUUUGCUACCAAACAGAAUAACUUUGCUGUAUGAUAACGUUGGAGGAACUGUUAUGAUCUUUGUGUUUGGAUGGGUGACUAUAUGUAUAGGAGAAUAUUCAUUAAUCAUAAAUACGGCUACAGAGACAGCUGCUUUCCAAGCACUGGAUACUUAUGAAAUUACUGCUUUGAUGAGACCUUUCUAUAUUUUUGUCUUUAUUGCAGUGGAUCUUGCAUACAGGUUUGCUGGUAACAUACCCGUCCUAAAGCAGACAAACCAGAUCUUGCACAUCUUAUUUCUGUUUCUGCCAUUCUUAUGGGCAUUGGGAAUUCUGCCUCUGCUUGAUGUACUUUUUCUGUGGGGAAUGGAACAAGUGUUGGAGUUUGUCUUAGGAGGUUCACCCAUGUCGAGUAACACAAAGUUAUUAGUAAUGUUUCUCAUUUCUGCUGGAACAGCUAUAGCAUCGUAUUUCAUUCCCAGCACUCUUGGUGUGGUCCUCUUCAUGACUGGAUUUGGGUUCAUACUGAGUCUUAACCCAAGUGAGAUUGUUUUUUCCUUCAAGCACACUAUAAGCAGCCAUUUAGCUUCCAGCAAAUCUCAGACUCUAUCCAGUGGCCCUAGGAUACAGUUUGGGCGAAGGGAAUUCAUUUUCUAUUUGACUGUGUUGACAUUUGCUCUCGCAGAAGCUAGCCUGCUGCAUCACUUUGCUGGUUUUACAGCAUUUUCCAAAGACAGUCCCCAAGCUAUAGUGAGUUACUUUCUGAUCAUAUUACUCCUAAUUAUGUGGAUUCUUAGAGAGAUUCAGAGAGUAUACUUGUUUGGAGUCUUCCGAAAUCCCUUUUAUCCAAAGGAUAUCAGGACUGUGACUGUGUUCAUGGAGAAGCAAAGAAGGCUUAUGAAAGUUGGUGGUGUCAGGAGGAUUUUACUAACACUAGUGUCUCCAUUUGUUAUGAUAGCAUUUAUUUCACUAGACUGUUCCCUACAAAAUCUUCAUUCUGUGUCUGUUUGCAUUGGAUUCACAAGAAUCUUUAGAAUGGUCUGGCAAAAUACAGAGAAUGCCAUGCUGGACAUAGCGGUGGUGUCAGUAGUACAAAUGAUGGUGGUUAAUACAGAUGUAUGGUGGAACAGGAGCUUGGAUACAGGAAUCAGACUCUUACUGGUUGGUGUUGUUCGGGAUCGACUACUUCAGUUUAUCUCAAAGUUGCAGUUUGCAUUAACUGUUCUCUUGACAUCGUGGACCGAAAAAAAGCAACGUCGUAAAUCCUCCACCACAUUAAUUACACUCAACGUUGUUUUCUUCCCUGUUGUAUUGGUCUUCAUUGCUGUUUCUGCGGUGCUGUCUUCCCCCUUGCUGCCUCUCUUCACUCUUCCAAUAUUUUUGAUCGGGUUUCCCAGACCAGUCCGAAGCUGGCCAGGAUCUGUGGGUGCAACAGCAUCUGUUUGUUCCGAUACCGUGUACUACAAGCAGAUGGUUCCAAGUCUGGCUGCCGCGCUGCAAUCUGCACUAGCAGCUGGUAGCUUAGGUCUCUUUUUACCUGGAUCACACUACUUGUGCCGUUUUCAGGACAGACUGAUAUGGAUAUUGGUGAUAGAAAGAGGCUUCACAUACUGUUGUGUUAAUAUUAAGGGGCUAGAGUUGCAAGAAACCUCCUGUCAUACUGCAGAAGCUCACAGAGUUGAUGACAUUUUUGCAAUGGCCUUUGAGCAUGAGGAGCAUGCAAAGACUCUCUCUCUCAAUCAUCAUUUUGGAAACAUUUUAACCCCUUGCACAGCUCUGCCUGUGAGGCUGUAUUCUGAUGCCAAAAAUGUCUUGUCUGGAAUAAUUGAUUCUCAUGAAAACUUAAAGCAGCUGAAAGAUGAUUUUGUUAAAGUGCUUGUGUGGGUGCUUGUCCAGUAUUUCUAUAAUAAAUCGAAAACAUGUGAGAAACUGGACAAAGCAGACAAGGACACAGAUGAAUUAUUUCCAAUAAACAAGCAAGCAUUUAACAAUACAGUGGAAAGACCCAGGUCUGUAAGGGAUGAAGAUAGCUUUAGUGUAGAGACAAUUGAGGACUGGACUGAUGAUAGUGAUCUUUUUGAUCUUGAGCCCACUGGGAGAAUGAGAGAGAGAAAAGAAAUGGGACCAGCAGCAACUGCACCAAGAAUGCAUUUGUCUAUUCCAGGAUCUGUAGAAAUGCAGAGCAGAGAUGGUGCUCUACAAAAGACACAACUUGAAGAUAAACUAUACAGACCCAUUGUAUUUGGACUUCCUGCUCUAGAUAAAGGAAAAAAGCAGGAAGUGUUAAGACUACCAUCACUUGAAUUUAGCUGCUCCUAUUCGGAGCUGCUAAGCAUACCUGAAGAAUGGAGAACAGCGCCCAUCCCUGCUUCCAAACUCAAUGAGAUGAGGCAGAGGUUUCCAGAAGAGUGGUACCAUUUCAUUUUGAGUCAACUGGAUUUUUUUCAUUUGGAAGAAAAGCCUGCCAGUUUACUUGAAGACCUUGCUAAAGACAAAGCUUUGAAAGACUUGUAUAUCCAUGGUGUAUUGUCAUGUUGUUUUGGUUUGUUUGGACUAGACAGUACAGUUCCUGCUCCUAGUCAUGUAUUUAGAACCUACACUGGGGGUAUUCCUUGGUCUGUUGGCUUGGAUUGGCUGACUGGAAAACGAGAGCUGUUCCAGCUUGCACUGAAAGCAUUCAGAUAUACAUUUAAACUCAUGGUUGACCAAGCAAGCUUGGGUCCAGUAGAGAGCUUCAAAGAGCUGGUUAACUAUCUAGAAGAAUAUGAAAAUGACUGGUACAUUGGUUUGGUAUCUGAUAUUGAGUGGCAACAAGCAAUUUUAAAAGAAAAGCCAUAUCUCUUUUCCUUGGGGCAUGAUCCUAACAUGGGAGUUUACACUGGGAGAGUGCUCACCCUUCAGGAGCUGCUAGUGCAGGUGGGAAAGUUAAACGGUGACGCUGUCCGAGGCCAGUGGGCAAACCUUUCCUGGGAGCUGCUGUACGCUACCAACGAUGAUGAGGAACGCUACAGCAUACAAGCACACCCAGUCCUCCUGAGGAACCUGACCGUGCAGGCGGCCGACCCACCCCUUGGCUAUCCCGUCUAUUCAUCAGAACCUCUGCAUGUGCCUUUGUUUUAGACUUUGUGCUGUCUUUUGUACGUUUUAGCUGCAUGUGGGGAAAGAAAAAGCAAUGCUGCAUUUUACACUAGAAGUAUGAAGAUCCUGCUCUCAAAGUGGCACUGGAUGGUUGUGCUGAACCAAUAAGGACUGAUUUGCACAGAAACGGUGCUAGCCAGAGGCAAAUUCUACAGCAGGCAAGAGCAUUCAAACCUGUUUUUCAAAGUACCAUCUCCUUUGUUGCUGUCAGGGCAAGAAGCCACUGCUUCAAGAUGCCCUGAUUUCCAGUUCACAGAAGAGACAUAAUUCUGGCCAUUAACUCCUUAUGGUACAUUCUGAUUAUUUUUUUUUUCCUUUUCUUUUUUACUAGUCUGACAGGUGACUUGCAUCAGUAGGCAAGUUACAGCUCAUUAUAAUACAGCAAACCACAGAGUUGGUCACCAAAGUGUACAUACAACUAUUUAUAUGUAUUUUUUUAUUCUGAUCAUUUUAUAUAUACAAUUGAGUUUAAUUUUAGCACUUGUUUAAAAUAUAUGGCUGUAAAUAUCGUCCU
Molecule: messenger RNA, 4860 nt
Organism: Gavialis gangeticus (Gharial)
Lineage: Eukaryota; Metazoa; Chordata; Crocodylia; Gavialidae
Gene: PCNX4
Product: pecanex homolog 4 (Drosophila)
Exons: 11
Coding region: 762-4328 (1188 amino acids)
Cellular component (GO): membrane
Source: RefSeq, a predicted model, not a curated record